Molecule: messenger RNA, 723 nt
Organism: Penaeus vannamei (Pacific white shrimp)
Lineage: Eukaryota; Metazoa; Arthropoda; Malacostraca; Decapoda; Penaeidae
Cellular component (GO): extracellular matrix
Source: RefSeq, a predicted model, not a curated record
AUGGCGCCGGUCUCCAUCGCGCUGGUCCUGGAUCUAUCCAUUCUGGCCCAAGCACUAUCCACUCCGGGGCCGACGGUCGACGGUCCGGAGUCUGCUUCUACCGGACCCGCUGCUCUUCACUCCGGUCCUGGCGCCAUCCACUCCGCCGGCCCAGGUUCUAUCCGGCUGGAUUCUUCUCCCGCCCCUAUCCACGCCGGCCCAGGACCCAUCCAUCGAGGCCCCGAAGCUGUCUACACCGGUCCCGACUCCGUUCGUCCAGCUCCUCUCCCCUCUAGACAAGGGUCUAUCCGCCUUGAUUCCGGCUCUAUCCACCCCGGUCCUGCUUCUAUCCACUCUGGCCCGGGCUCCUUUGGCACCGGUCCUCGCCCUAUUCACCCUGCUCCCGCUCCAGCACGCCCGGUUCACAGCGGGGUUCGCCCGCGCCCUUCGCUCGACGAAGACGGCCCCGUUGCCUACAAUUUUAACUACGACGUUAAGGACGACUACACCGGCGCUGCAUUCGGCCACCACGAAGCCCGCGACGGCUACAACACCCAGGGGUCCUACUACUCCCCCCUCCCCGACGGCCGGCUACAGAAGGUCACGUAUUAUGUCAACGGCGACUCCGGUUUCGUCGCCGAAGUAAUGUACGAAGGAGAAGCUCAGUAUCCGACCUACCAGCCUGCCCCUUCUCCGACGUAUCAGCCUGCUCCUUUGCACGAACCAGUUUCUAAUUAUGCAUAG